Molecule: messenger RNA, 742 nt
Organism: Drosophila busckii
Lineage: Eukaryota; Metazoa; Arthropoda; Insecta; Diptera; Drosophilidae
Exons: 4
Coding region: 82-648 (188 amino acids)
Source: RefSeq, a predicted model, not a curated record
UUUUGUUUGUGUAUAUUGUAAAUAAAACUAUUUCCCUGCUCGCUGAAUAAAUUUACUAAUCUAUCCUUUUAUGUGUGUGUAAUGAAAAGAGGUGCUACAAUGGAUAUGGAUACUGAUCUAACAUAUGAAACUGCUGUCAAGAAAGCACAAUUGGUGGAGAGGAACCCACAGUUCCAGGUAGAUCCUAUGCGAGUUUCCAAGCAUGAGGCAGAGGAUAUAAUUCAUUUGGCACAGGAAAUUCAAUCGGCCGAUAAGAUGCUAAGAAAUAACACAAAUCAGAAACUGGUUGUCAUUUUGGAUCAGAUUCGAAUGCUGCAAGCCCAGGCUAUGGAAAUAAUGAAAGAGUCUAAUGAGAGUCGGGAACUACAUAGUGCGGCCUGUAAUUUUACUAAAAAGCCUGGCCAUAUCUAUCAUCUUUAUCAAAGGUCAACAGGUCAAAGCUAUUUUAGCAUGCUGUCGCCAGAAGAGUGGAAUCAAACAGUAGAUCAGACAUUCAAAGGCAGCUAUAGAUUGGAAUAUGAUUUAAGCUGGACACCUGUGGAUAAAAUUAAGCAGCAAGAUGAGAAGCUCAAGUGGGUGGAGAAAUGCUUAACUAAGGGAAAUGAGUCAAUACAAGCAGCUAUUGAUUUUAAUAUGACAGACACAUAAAUUAUUAACGACUUAAAUUUAAUUGUAUUCAAUUUGAAAAUGUAUUUGUGUUUCGAUACUUUCGCGCAUAAAGUACUCAAGUUAACAGUGCCGU